Messenger RNA from Naegleria lovaniensis, 993 nucleotides. RefSeq lists its product as uncharacterized. The transcript has 2 exons. NCBI's taxonomy places the organism in Eukaryota, Heterolobosea, Eutetramitea, Acrasida, Naegleriidae. The record is from RefSeq and is a predicted model, not a curated record. Bases 1 to 993 code for a protein of 330 amino acids.
AUGGCUCAACAACAACACUCUGACAAUACCAGUUCAUCAUCUUCUCAACAUCAUCCUCAUGGAAAAGAGGUCUCUCAAACAAAACACAUUCAUGAACACAGAUCAGCUUUAGUGAAAUUGGUUAAACAAUUUGGAAACAAACACAAGUUGCAAUUCUUUCCGAGAGAUCAUAUUGAUAGUGAUGAAAGUAAUCUUUCAUUACCAUCCCCGUUGGUUGUUAUUUUAGGCUGGUACGGAAGUAAAUUCAGAUUUGUGUCAAAAUAUGCAGAAAUUUAUAAUGCAUGGGGUUAUGACGUUUUGGCCUAUAUUCCUGACUCGUGGGAAUUAUUUGCGAAAUAUUAUUCAGAACAAGGUGUGAAAACAAUAUUGAAUAUGAUUGAAAAGGAUCAAAAAGAAACAGAAACUGGUUUUAUGAUUCAUUCUUUUUCAAAUAAUGGAGGAAUUUUUGUUUCGAGAACGAUGGAAAUAUUGUCAUCCUCGGGUAACGAAUAUUCGUUUGUAAAGAAGCAGUAUAGAGGGCUUAUUGCUGACUCAUUUCCUGGUGUGAAUACUGAAGAUUUGGGAGCCCUUGCAGUACUUUCAGGAUAUUCAUACGAUAAGAAAGCUCAAAAAAUUAUUCCUGACAAGUCAAAUAUUGGAAUUAUUGGCACUAUUAUGAGAUUAAUUAUUUAUUAUUUAUUUUACUUGUAUUAUUUCGUAUUUACAGGACUUUUCAAAACAUAUUUUGAGACCUAUUUGGCAGGUUUAAGAAAAACCACAAGCGUUUUUGGAAAUCAAACUCCCAUCCUAGUCAUUUAUGCUGAUCAAGACUUUAUUGUACCUGCCAAACAAGUGCAUCGUUUCUGGUCCUCCUUCAAUGAUGCAAAAAAUUUGAAAUUGAGUUGUUUUGAAGGUAAUAUUGACCAUAUCAAAAUAUUCAUUGCAGAACCAGAAAAAUAUCGAUCAGAGCUUGAAGCGUUUACUUCAACAAAUGUUCCUCACUCGAAAAAGUAG